Messenger RNA from Podarcis muralis (Common wall lizard), 1234 nucleotides. Lineage: Eukaryota; Metazoa; Chordata; Lepidosauria; Squamata; Lacertidae. The record is from RefSeq and is a predicted model, not a curated record.
GAGGAUCCCUCUGUGCUUGGUGCCAAGGGGUUAAAGUCACACCAAGUUCCUGAAGCCAGUUGCUUCCAAGUCAGAGUCUGGCUGCUGGCUGCGGUUAGUGGGAAGGGAUUUUGUUUUUUAAUAACAUUAUAAAUAGGGCUGUGUUCAGCUUGCUGCAUGCUCACUCUCCCUUCCACCUUCUCCCUCCUCCUCCUCCUCCUUCUCCUCUUGCUGCCGCUGCUUCUCCCUGCACAUCCAUCACAGCUCUGUGGACAUGGACCGGUCAGGCUUCGUACUCAAGCUCUUUGGCUUGCUGCUAUGCCUCCUGCCCGUUCUCCAGGCAUGUCCUCAGAACUGCCACUGCCACGGGGGAGACCUCCAGCAUGUCAUCUGCGACAACGUUGGGCUGAGAAGGAUCCCCAAGGUAGCUGAGCAGACGCGUCUCCUCAACCUGCAAAGGAACAACUUCCCCGUCCUGCCGACCAACGGUUUCAGGGAGAUGAAGAACCUCGUCUCUCUCCACCUCCAGCACUCUCACAUCAAAGAGAUCUCCAGUGGAGCCUUCCGGGGCCUGAAGCAGCUGGUCUACCUUUACUUGUCCAACAAUGACAUCAGCGUCAUAAAGAUGGGGGCCUUCGAUGACCUGACGGAGCUCACCUACCUCUACCUAGACCACAACAAGAUCCCAGACCUGCCCAAGGGGCUCCUCUCCCCACUGAUCAACCUUUUCAUCCUGCAGCUAGGCAGCAAUAAGCUCCGAGAAUUGAGAGCAGGAGCCUUCCAUGGGACCAAGGAUCUCCGCUGGCUCUAUCUCUCGAACAACUCUAUCAACUCCGUCCAUCCUGCGGCCUUGGACGAUGUGGAGAACCUAGCCAUAUUCCACCUGGAUAAGAACCAUCUGACCAGCUACCCUGGGGCUGCCAUGAGCAAGCUGAGAGUGGUGGAGGACCUGAAACUCUCAAACAACCCCAUGAAGAUCAUCCCGGAUUUAGCCUUCCAGUCCUUUGGGCGCUACAUGGAGACACUCAGCCUGGACAACGUGGGCCUAGAAAAGUUUUCAGAUAAAGCAUUUGCUGGCGUAACCACACUGAAGACUGUUCACAUUGAGAACAACAAACUGUCCAGUCUUCCUGGGAACUUCCCUUUCGGCCGUCUUGAGACCCUCACCCUGUCGAACAACCCUUGGCACUGCUCCUGUCAGCUAGCCCCUCUGCGCAGGUGGCUGGAAUCCACUCGAUCACGCCCUGAUAAGUGA